This is a messenger RNA of Ectocarpus sp. CCAP 1310/34, 348 nucleotides long. NCBI's taxonomy places the organism in Eukaryota, Phaeophyceae, Ectocarpales, Ectocarpaceae. The record is from the annotation of a GenBank genome assembly.
AUGUGCUUGGAGUUUAGAGCGGGUCGCAUCAUCGCAGCGACCAAGUCAUAUCCAGGAUCGGAGAACGACAAGACCAUCAUCCAACGCGACAAGUCCAUCUGGCGAAUCCGAGACGAGGAGCCGUGGAGCAGUCUCAAGUACAAGUUGUACAACGCGGACGGCUCGGAGACGGAGUACAAGGGUGCCUGGCUAGUCGUGGACGGGGGCUAUCAGAAGGUGAAAACCGUACUCGCCGUAAUCGUGAAGAUCGAUGACGGCAUCUAUUUAUCGGAAAGCCGUAGAUGUGUCGCCGUUUUUUUGUUCCCCUUACGGCCGUUGUUGUCGUUCGGGAAAACACGGAUCAAAUAA